Stegastes partitus (bicolor damselfish) is the source of this 705-nucleotide messenger RNA. RefSeq names its product hairy-related 3 (gene hes3). The record is from RefSeq and is a predicted model, not a curated record. Lineage: Eukaryota; Metazoa; Chordata; Actinopteri; Pomacentridae. Gene Ontology annotation, molecular function: DNA binding; protein dimerization activity. Gene Ontology annotation, biological process: regulation of DNA-templated transcription. The transcript is spliced from 4 exons. The coding region runs from base 1 to 705 and encodes 234 amino acids.
AUGGUGGCGACGACAGAGGAAAAAUCCAAACCCACUGCUGGAAACAAGGUAUCCAAACCACUAAUGGAAAAGAAGCGCAGAGCUCGCAUCAACCAGUGUUUGGACCAGUUAAAAUCGCUCCUGGAGAACUACUACAGUAGCAGUAUUCGAAAACGCAAACUGGAAAAGGCAGACAUCUUGGAACUCACUGUGAAACAUCUUAGGAAUCUCCAAAAGAUCCAGAGCUUCACUGCCGCUGCUUCAGAGCUCUCUGAUUACCACUCUGGCUUCCGCACUUGCCUGGCAAACGUGAACCAAUACCUGCUGAUGGCUGAUACCUUGAACGGGAGCGACCGCUGGAUGUUAACGCAGCUUUCCAACAAACUGUGCCGCUCUCGGAGAGGAGGAGACGUCUCCAGCACCUUGGACAGCGGCCUGGAACAAGCUGAGUCACAGGAUGAGGCGCGGAAACUUCUCCCAUCUGCAGCUGGACCUGAGGAAGAAAAAACGGUCAAAUCUAAAGCUCUGAAACGACACAGUGCAAACUCGCCUCCUUUUCUACCGAGUGAAGACGCACGACAGUCAUCUGGAGCCAAACACGCUGUUCUUUUGGCGGCGCCUCCACACAACAAUAGCGACAAAAGUUCCAGUCACAAAAAGUUUCACUCUGUCAGCCACAGAAAUGAAGCUGCAAACACUCAGCACAGUGUGUGGCGGCCUUGGUAG